Molecule: messenger RNA, 1145 nt
Organism: Liolophura sinensis
Lineage: Eukaryota; Metazoa; Mollusca; Polyplacophora; Chitonida; Chitonidae
Product: tyrosine-protein phosphatase Lar-like
Exons: 9
Coding region: 78-1145 (355 amino acids)
Molecular function (GO): protein binding
Source: RefSeq, a predicted model, not a curated record
UACUCAUUUGUCUUCCUCAGUCACAAACGCAGACAUUUUGUGGAAAUGUGAGUUAUGAGCAGUUUGGCAAAAGCCAGAUGAACUUCACGUACAAUGUCACAGACUUGUUCCCAUACAUUGAGUAUAGACUGGAGAUGUAUCUGAAAUCUGAAGGUGUAGAUGAGAAUCCUGAUCCGGCUACGCUGACCGUCAGAACGAAUCCUGAGGUGCCAUCUGAAAUAAAAAACAUAAGUGUGACAGUGGAAGGAGCUAAGAAUGUGAGUGUAUGUUGGAGUCGGCCAGAGCCUUUCCCUGGUCCUACAAACUACACACUGACUCUGGUGGAUUUAGGAGAGGAACCACAGCGAGACAGGAAGAAAGUUAUCGCUGAUUUUGAAAACAAUUGUUCAUCCAUUGAGGGAUUAGAAGAAUUUUGGCCUUACAAAGUUAAAGUGAUGGCUUCAACAGAAGUGGGAAAUGGUCCAUCUACAAAUACAACUGAAUUUAGAACACUGGAAGCAGCUCCAGGUAAAGUGACCCAGCUGGAAAUCAGACAAAUACAGGAUACGUUUCACAGCCUGAAUGUUACAUGGAAGGCUCCGCUACUGAGAGACAGAAACGCCAACAUCACUAACUUCACUGUGACCUACAAGCUGUCUGGAAUGCAAUAUGAUAAUGAGACGGUAUUCAUCCUUCCUUGGUCACCAGCCAGGGAAGCACGUUACGCACAAACAGUGUCUGUUGAACCUGAGAAGAAUUAUACCUAUGAAAUAUCUGCAGGGAGUGUGUGUUGCCAAGGUGAAGUGUUGACAAGAAUACACUACUCUCCUGCUGGAAAUCCACCACAACCGACCGGCUGUGUGAUAGGCUGCUCUGACACCAAACCCUCCUCGUCUGAACCAGAGAGUGCCAGUUCCUUCACUAUCACAAUCACAACAGAUUUCUUCUCAAAUGAUACCAAUGGAAAAAUCACAGACUAUGGCCUUGUUGUUGAUGCAGUGCAAAGUGAUGAACCUACAGCCUCCAGUACAGUGGCUAAUAUGAAAGCUGACCAUUUUAUAGAGUUUAACAACUGGUACAAAGCCAACGAAGAUAAUUUCCAACUUCCCUAUAGAGCUACCCCUUUAGGCUGGUCUAUUCAGACAGACAAAGAGCACACAGUCUAA